AUGACUGAUACAUCAGAAAUAGUGAUGUGUAUAGUGUGUUCUGAGCAUAUUCCGUCGACCGCUACAUGUUCAGGGUGUUCGAAAGAUUUUUGCCGAAAUCAUUUUAAUGACCACCGAAACGGUCUUUUGGAAGACUUACGUGAUGUUCGUGAUUAUCAUAAUCAACUAUCACAAAGCUUGCAAGAUCGAAUGAACUCUGUGGGAAAUUCAUCGCCCAAUUACGAGAAUCUUCAUUUAAUAGACCAAAUCAACGAAUGGGAAAAACGUACGAUCGACCGUGUAUCAACAAUAGCCGAAGAAGCACGUGUAACUGUCCAAAGCUUCAUCAAUCCAACAGAACAAUAUGGUAUACAUAAGAAAAGACUAGCAACGAUGAUGGAAGAAUUCGAAAGACAAGAAAAAACUGAAUGCUACGUCGAAACGGAUAUUGAUGAUUGGACAAAUCAGUUAGAUCAAUUGAAAGUGUAUCUCGAUCGAUUAUCCAAAAUGAAAACACAACCUCCUGUUCUUCAAAUUGAGGACAUCGAAUUGAGUGAUACUAUUAAAAUUUUAUUCCCACGCCAAGUGUCGCAGGAAGGAUCAAUAUUACAAGAAAUAGACAUACAAUUGCAAGCAACAUUAGAGAAAUUGAUAUCGCUGUCACUGUUUUCAGAACAGGGAGUACAGCUAAGUCCAAGGAUGAAUCAACUGAUGAUGAACAUGCUGAACAAGACACUGAAGAGGCUGAAACGUGAAUUUGUGGAGUUUCAAGAACAAACAUUUUCAAAGUGGAAGAGGAAAUUGAGUUUAGAAUACGAACUAAUGGAAGUUUUGCAGCAUUUGCUUUUGACUCUGUCACAGACAUUAGUACGACAGCUACAUAAGGAAUUGAGUAGAAAGGAGAUACAGGGCAAGAUUUUGAUGAAGUUAGAUGAAUUGGGAUUAAAUAAGAAGAUGAUUUUGAGCACCCUAGAAAAGCCACUAUUCAAUUUGACACUGAAAGUGUUGGAGAAAUCGUUGGAGGAGUUGAAAGAGCGAGAUAAAUUAUUGCAUUUGAAUUCCAAGAGACUAGAGGAUGUUGUAUUAGUACUGGUGCUGGAACUACUUGUGGGUUUACAUUAUGAGUUAAACAAGAAAGGAAUAAAGUCCAAAUUGCCAGAUGCUAAUCAACAGAACGAGCUGAAGGAAUUGGUCAAGGAUAAAAUAGCGAGGUGGUUACAAGAAUCAUCAUCUUCUUCGUCAGAAUCCGAUGGGGAAUCCGACUGA
This is a messenger RNA of Adineta ricciae, 1245 nucleotides long. NCBI's taxonomy places the organism in Eukaryota, Metazoa, Rotifera, Eurotatoria, Adinetida, Adinetidae. The record is from the annotation of a GenBank genome assembly.